UUUCUAUAUGGUGGAAGUGAGAGAGAGGGCUGGAGCUGCUGUUGAGUUUAUAAGGCUCGAUUACCUGCUGUUUAGGUUGGGUAAAACUGUUUCCUAAUGGUUUAUAAGACCUUGUGAUCGUUUGUUACAUGCAUUGAGUUCUGAAACAAAGAGCCCCUUUUCUGUUUUAUUUAAGAACUCGGAUAGUGGGGCUGUCAGCUGUAGUGCACACAGAGAUGUUUAACUGAGGAAACAAACGUGCUUUAAGUAAUGCUAAAAGACGUUACUCCUUUCAAAGUUAGACGAGUCUGCUGUUUGUUUUCUUUCUUUACCACACUAGAAGAAGUGCUGAUUUUAUAGGAAUGUUAAUUCUCCUCUAAAAAAAUAAAAGCAGAGGAUUCCACAACUCGAGUUUCAAUCUAAAACCAGUGAAGAUGGACGUCAGCGUCUCCGUGUCGUUCUUUCAAGACGAGCUCGCCUCUACCAUCGAGCACGCAGUGAAAGCGGCUGUAGACACCGUCUUGUGCCAAAUCACAAAAGUUGUCGGCGGCAAAUUCACUGAAUUCCGAAUGGAAAUGGCUGGAAAGGAGAAAGAGAAUGAAAGUCUGAAGCUGAGAUUGGAAAUAUCAGAGAGCGAGUUGAAAGCAGUGCGGGAAUGCAUGAACGCUGCAGAUGCAGACAUUAAACAACCUCUCAGAAACAUGAACCCCGACUGCAAUGAACAAGACUUUCAGAGGAACGAGAACCAGGGAUUAUUUCAAGCGGCCUCUAGUGGAUACUACAUCCGAUGCUUACCGCCCUGAACUGAAAGAUCCCAUAGAGAGCCAUGCUGUACCUAAAUCUGAAGCACAGGAGGGGCCAAUGAUAGACGCAGCUUACACACAAGAGGAGUCCUUUGACCAGGAGUGGUGUGCAAGUCUAAAGCAGGUUACAGAGCUGACAUGUGUUAAAGAUGAAGAGGUCCCUCGACUAGAAUGUGUUCCUAUUAAAGAGGAAUUCAUAGAACAGGAAUGUGUCCCCAUCGCAGAGGAAGUUCCUACUGAAAAUAAUGUCUAUACACUUGAGGAGAACAACAAGCUGGGAUCCAGCCUGUGUGAUGAUUGUCCACCUGAAUGUGAACUGGGAUUUGGAGCUGCUAAAGAGAAUCACACAGGAGGGACUCAAUUUCCCUGUGCUGAUUGUGGGAAGAGUUUCAGUUGUUUAUCAAAACUUACAAUCCACCAGCGCAUUCACACAGGAGAGAAACCUCAUCACUGCCCUGAGUGUGGGAAGAGAUUCACACAGUUACAAAAUCUUAAAAUCCACCAGCGUGUUCACACAGGAGAGAAACCUCAUCAGUGCAUUGAGUGUGGGAAAAGUUUCACACGAUUUGAAAAUCUUCAAUCACACCAGCGUAUUCACACAGGAGAGAAACCUUAUCACUGCACUGACUGCGGGAAGAGAUUCACAUAUUUAAGUUCCUUCAAAAUCCACCAGAGGACUCACAAAAACAAAUCUUAUCAAUGUAGUGAAUGUUUGAAGAGCUUCAGUCACUUGUCAAACCUUAAAAGACACCAUAAAAUUCACACAAGAGUUCAGCCGGUUUCUGACUGUUGAAGGACACAAAAGAAUUCAUAGAAUUUGAGGACGCCUAACAUCAGGACUAAAUUUGACUAAAAUGUAGAAAUAUUUACUGAAAAUAAAAUAAAAGAAUAACCUUGCUUGAUAAAUAGUUUUACUCUUAAUCACUUCAGCUCACAAACUUACACUCCCAGAUGGAAGAUAUGAACUACUACAUCUUGUUGACCAUUUGCAUAUUGUUACAUUACAUUAGUAAUCUAUGAAAUAGAUUGUAAUUGUGUCUGCGAGAUUCCACUUUUCUAUUAGUUUGAACAUUAGGAUUAUUAUCUGUAACUCCUCACUAGUGACCAAGUCUCCAGCUCUUUCAAGUCAACGCUAAGCUUUGGCCAAUUCUGAACUUCACAUCUCAAACAUAGUUUUGUUGUUGACAGGCUCUGACACCCCCAUAUUCUGCUUUACGAAAAUCAUUUGAAAGAAUUACUCCAAAAACUGAAAUAUUCCCUUCAUGUGUUUUCCUUGUAUGAAAUGAAUCCAAAAUAAAUGGAAAAAACGUCUCCAAUAACCUUGCACACAAUAUACUCUUCUUUUUAAAUACAGGAAAGGCUGUGUUGCACUGCAGUUGUUCUGAGGAUGUGUUGCCUGUUCCCUUCAUGCAUUUGCAGUAACAUGCUGGCAGAGAAACUGUAAAUAACCAGAUUAACACUAGAACUGCUGCGGUUAUACCUAAAACCACCACCGGCAGUCAUUAUGACGGUUACAUUUUAAACAGUAAUAUUAAAAUGAAAGACAAACUAUCAGAUACGACUCAAACGUUUUAUUCAAGCACAUCAUAUCAAACAUCUGCACAGCCGAAACACCGUUAUUUAAAUGAACAAUUAAACAUAAAAGGGUUUAUUUUCUUACCACAUAUAAAGCACUACUUCAAAAAAUGAAAAAGUAUAAUAAACAUUUUAUUUCAAAGAAACUAGUGUGUAAACAGGUAUAUUUAUGUACAAAACUGUAAAAAUGAAAGGAGUUUUUAAUUUAAAAUGAAAGUAACGUGUUUUCUUUUGCGUGUGUCGCUGGGUGCAGCACUGAAUCCAGGUUGAGCUGCAGCAGCCUGCUGCUUUGCAGUUUUCUGAUCGAAAUGUUUCUGCCGAAGCGCUGUGGUUAGCUUCAAGAUGAAAUCUCUCAUACUGAUAUUUUCUCCGGUGCAUUCCUUGUACAAAACGAAGGAAUUGAUGGCUGCCAUGUCCAGUAGAGAUAACAACAGACUUGUAUAUAAAAAAAUAACACAUUACAGGUUAUAUUCAAAAUAAAAACAUGUAUUGUAAAAGGCAGUCAAAAUGACUGCUUUGGUGGUUCUAGGUGGGCGGGAUUAUAACUUCCUUAUUUUCGUGAUCCUGCCUUUCAAACGCUGUCAGGGUAUUUAAUGCAUGUAUUUAGUUAAAGUCAUAAACAGACAACUGCAUAACUUUCAGACACGCAGAGUAAUUUAAAUUUGAAAACCGCAAACCAUCAAAAUGACUGCCGUAGCGUUCUAGUGUUAAUAAAUAUAACAAGGAGCUGAAUUAUGUGUGGUGGUGGUGUUGAAAUGUAUUUUUAGAUGACAAUAAAUGUUGAUUGCAUUUCCUCAAAGGAAAGAUUAUACUGUUCGGAGGCACAGUGGUUGAUAAGGGCACUGUGGAAGCCUGCCACAGAUGAAGUCUGGUCAUGGGGAGAGAGCUUCUGAAGAUAGGUUAGGAUGGAGGGGGAUUUGAUUCAUUGCCUUGCUGUCUGAACUGAUAUAAGUUACAAAUAGAAACAAUCCCAAUGGUGUAUAUACAGUUAUGGGUAAUGGGGAUUCUCCAGGUGUAAAUGUUUGCCAGUCCAUGUUGAAACCUGGCAGGUUCCAUAUGCGUGAUUCUGUUUGUCUUGUUGCUCUACAAUAAUACAUGAAUGAUAAGUUAGGCUACAGCGGUUUAUUUGUUCUUUUUAAACUCCUUUCCAUUUCACAUCUGCUGCAUUCUACUGUACCACACUUGAUUUAGUCUGUUUGCUCAUGUGUGUUUUGUAUUGAUGUUGUUCUCUGUGUUUGUGGAAUGCUAGAUGGGUGUGAAAGGUUGACUGAACGGGUUUACAUGGUUUUAAAAUAAAAUGCUAAUAUUUAAAAGACAUUUAUAGGUUUUUUUUAUUUAUUUAUUAAAGCACUAGACAUGUUAGAAGUUUCCAUGCAAUUUAUUAUUGUGAUCACAACUUGUACUGCUUUUUCCAAAAAUGUAAGCAUUACAGAAAGACAAUGAUUCUUGUUGGUAAAUCUCCCUCUCGACCUUGAGGGUGCUAAUUAACGGGAACAGAGUACUCUGGACUACGUGGCCUGACACUUCGUUCCGAGGGGUAAAAGGAAGUCGGUCACGUAGAAAAGAGGCGGAGCUUCGGUACAUUAACUCAUUGACCGGAGGGGAAAUGAUGUGGCAGCUGCAAUCGUUUACCAAGGGGUCAUGAGUGACGGGAUAAAUUGGUUAUUAAUAAGUGACCCGGAAGGACCUGUGUUUGGUGAAAUAAUCGCAAGUGUUUGUAUUUACUAGACAGCUAACACGUUCCAGAGCUGUCUCCAGAGGCCAGCACAGAGAACAGCACUGCACUCGUAUCACUAUAACUGUAUUUGCACCACUAGCACUAACAGACUUGUGUAUGUGUUUUGUGUGGGUGUAAAAACAGGACUAUUAUUUGCUGGGCAAACCCGGGGAUUAUAAAUUAAGUAAUACACGCUGCUGUAUUACUUACCUUCAUUAUUGUUUACUGUUUGUUUUGCCGUCAGGCACUGGACAAAAACAAACAAAACAAACCU
Messenger RNA from Acipenser ruthenus (sterlet), 4348 nucleotides. Its product is annotated as zinc finger protein 239-like. The transcript has 4 exons. The coding region runs from base 697 to 1575 and encodes 292 amino acids. Gene Ontology annotation, biological process: central nervous system development; regulation of transcription by RNA polymerase II. Lineage: Eukaryota; Metazoa; Chordata; Actinopteri; Acipenseriformes; Acipenseridae. Gene Ontology annotation, cellular component: nucleus. Gene Ontology annotation, molecular function: RNA polymerase II cis-regulatory region sequence-specific DNA binding; DNA-binding transcription factor activity, RNA polymerase II-specific. The record is from RefSeq and is a predicted model, not a curated record.